GCGGCGGGGGCUGCCGGAGCCGCCGCAGCAGCAGCAGCGCUGCCCGCCGGCGCGCCCCUCUUCCCGCCCUGCGCGGCGGCUCCGGCGCUGCCGCCGCCGGCGGGGGUACUAUGCUCACGCGGGUGAAGUCCGCCGUGGCCAAUUUCAUGGGCGGCAUCAUGGCUGGCAGCGCGGGCGCCGACCACGGCAGCGGCGCGGACUUGCCGCUGCGCUUCCCCUACGGGAGACCCGAGUUCCUGGGACUGUCGCCGGACGAGGUGGAGUGCUCCGCCGACCAUAUCGCCCGCCCCAUCCUCAUCCUUAGCAAGGAGACCCGGCGCCUGCCCUGGACCACGGGCUACGCGGAGGUAAUAAAUGCAGGGAAGAGCACGCACAAUGAAGAUCAAGCCAGUUGUGAAGUCCUCUUUGUCAAGAAGAAAGCUGGAGGAGCUAAUUCUACACCGAACAAGAACUCUUCAAAACGGAGAUCAUCGCUGCCCAAUGGAGAAGGUCUCCAGCUGAAAGACAAUUCGGACACGGAUGGGAUCAACCUCUACUACUGGUCCCUGUUUGAUGGACAUGCUGGAUCGGGGGCAGCUGUGGUGGCUUCCAAACUGCUGCAGCACCACAUCCUGGAGCAGCUGCAGGAGAUUGUGGACAUCCUGAGGAACACCGCUGUCCUUCCACCCACCUGCCUGGGAGAGGAGCCCGACAAUCCAGCCACCAACAGCAGGACGCUGACACGAGCAGCCUCCCUGCGUGGUGGUGUGGGGGCACCGGGCUCGCCCAGCACCCCUCCAACACGCUUCUUCACUGAGAAGAAGAUCCCACAUGAGUGCCUGGUUAUUGGGGCCAUAGAAAGUGCAUUCAAGGAGAUGGAUUUGCAAAUAGAGCGAGAGAGGACCGUGUAUAAUAUUUCUGGCGGCUGCACAGCCCUUGUGGUGGUGUAUUUAUUGGGGAAGCUUUAUGUGGCAAACGCUGGUGAUAGCAGGGCUAUAAUAAUCCGAAACGGUGAAGUUAUUCCAAUGUCUUCAGAAUUCACUCCAGAGACUGAACGCCAGCGACUUCAGUAUCUGGCUUACAUGCAGCCCCACUUGCUGGGAAAUGAGUUCACACAUUUAGAGUUUCCACGAAGGGUGCAGCGCAAGGAAGUUGGAAAGAGGAUGCUCUACCGUGACUUCAACAUGACUGGCUGGGCAUACAAAACCAUUGAGGAGGAUGACUUGAAGUUUCCCCUUAUAUAUGGAGAAGGCAAGAAGGCUCGGGUUAUGGCAACAAUUGGAGUGACCCGAGGACUGGGAGACCAUGACCUGAAAGUCCAUGACUCCAAUAUAUAUAUCAAACCUUUCUUGUCCUCGUCUCCUGAGGUGAGAGUCUAUGACCUUGUGCAGUAUGAGCAUGGGCCAGAUGAUGUUCUGAUCCUAGCUACUGAUGGACUCUGGGAUGUGCUGUUAAAUGAAGAAGUGGCAGAAGCUGUCACUAACUUUCUACCAAACUGUGACCCUGAUGAUCCCCACAGGUACACGCUGGCGGCGCAGGACCUGGUGAUGCGAGCCAGGGGUGUGCUGAAGGACCGGGGCUGGAGGAUAUCCAACGACAGGCUGGGCUCUGGAGAUGACAUCUCUGUCUACGUCAUCCCCUUAAUACAUGGGAACAAGCAGUCAUGAAAGUAGCAUCAAGAGUGGUUCUAGCAUGAGGAUCUUUCUGGAAAGGGCCUGUAAGAGACAAUAUGAUUUUGGUGAUCUGACCAGGACACUUCCAGUUGAUGUAAUCUAUUCAAAACUAAUGCUGGAGGGGUAUUUUUCUGCCCAAAACAUAGGGCUCUGCACAUAUACUGUAUAUGAUAAAGAUAACCCUUAAGAUUACAAUUUCCCUAUAGAAAUGGUUUUGGUGCUUAACAGGAAUGGGAUUUAAAUGCUGCUAGCAUAUUAUGGAUUCUGUUAUCCCUCCAGGUGGGGAAUUUACUUUUUUUCUCAGUUUACCAUGUAGCUUGGAAGAGCCAUUUCGGUUGCGAAAGUAGAAGUGGGCAUCAGAAGCCAAGGAGGCUCCUGAAAUCUAUCCCCAAAUAUUCAGAGGGUGACUUGGGUCACAUCUCAUUUAAAAUACCUAUAUAUACGUGUAUGAGACUCAAGACUUUUCUUCUUUCAAAAAGUUGCAUUCAUGACUUAGCUAUGGACAACUUCAGACUUGUGUAAUCCUUUGAGCCUCCAUUUUCCUCUCCUGUCUCUUCUUCAGUAGACUAUACUCUAUUUUAGUAGGAAAACUGAAGUUGUUUUCAGUGUGACUAUGCCUGUUUACUGCAGCUAAAACAGCCACCUGCAAAACUGUCCAGGAGAAAUAGGUCACAGUCCUGUAUGGCAAGAUUUAUUCUGGUGUGAAGAGUUAUUUGUCAAGGUUCCUUGUCGUGUGUAUACCAUGAUUAUACAGAGCACGUAAACUCAGCUUUAUGUGAUGUUUACCUGGAGGCCGUGGUUUCUUUGGGAUCAGAGACUUGCAUUCAUUGAAUGGUUCUGCCUGCUUCAUCCUGUUGGAAGAAUCCCUGACCAUACAGCUUUUGCAUCGAUUGGGAUUCAUAAAUUUAUUUGGGCUCCUGAGUGUGUUUUUUAGUUGGAUUCCUACUUCAGGUGGUGGUAUUGUUGUCAUUACCAAUUUGGAUUCCCAGAUAGUGAUCUAUUUAAAAGUCAUUUCAUGUCUUCCUGCGUCACUUAUUAUUCACUAUACAUUUGCCUGCUUGACUUAGUGAUCAGAAAACUUGUAACUUUCUGUCCUCUUGGUACUGAGGACUGUAGUCAAGGAUCAAAAGAUCCUUGUGAUAGAUACAAGCCCUUGGUUAGCUUCAGCAGCUUUUUUCCUAGCAGUGAUGAAUCAAUUUAAAGAAAACCUGAGUAAAAUAUUAUCAGAGUGAAAGCAAUAGUCCAAGAGAGAAAAAAGAGAAUAAAUCUGCAGCUUAACCUGGCUGCUGUUUCUUCAAGCUAGUGCUUCAUUGGCAAGAGUUGAAGAGAAAACAAAAUCAGAAUGUUCUAUCAUAGGCAGUUAUAUCGGCUGGGAAGCCAAGGUCAACCAUGUGCCCCCAGCUUUUGGAGCUGCUCAUUUAGUUUGUACUUCUUCGACAGCCAAAAGACAGGAAACUGGCAUAAUUGUAGGGCACUGACUAGGCAGCUCACAGAUGUUGCCUCCUUUCCAAAGGAGGAGGAGGAGGAUGCUGUGCCCUUUGCAGACUUUCUCCUUAACAGUCAUGACCUGGAGCUCACCGGUUUUGUAACUUAUAACGUGC
Pezoporus occidentalis (night parrot) is the source of this 3253-nucleotide messenger RNA. It is a transcript of the gene PPM1H, whose product is annotated as protein phosphatase, Mg2+/Mn2+ dependent 1H. Gene Ontology annotation, molecular function: protein serine/threonine phosphatase activity. The record is from RefSeq and is a predicted model, not a curated record. The transcript has 10 exons. Lineage: Eukaryota; Metazoa; Chordata; Aves; Psittaciformes; Psittacidae. Bases 111 to 1646 code for a protein of 511 amino acids. Gene Ontology annotation, biological process: protein dephosphorylation.